Molecule: messenger RNA, 3756 nt
Organism: Pecten maximus
Lineage: Eukaryota; Metazoa; Mollusca; Bivalvia; Pectinida; Pectinidae
Exons: 7
Coding region: 136-1428 (430 amino acids)
Source: RefSeq, a predicted model, not a curated record
ACAAUAUGGCGUUGGCACAAUCGAGUACCUUGCACAGGUAUACGGUAGCAGUGAGGCCAAAUUAAACUCCUGUUAAUAACAGGUGAUUAUCGUUUAGAUAGAGAUUUUCACAUGGAAUAACCAAAAACAGAAGGUAUGGCGACAUUGGUAGAGAAACCUCCUGACCUUGGGUCUGACAUCGAAUCAAAAUCACCCAUCGAUGUUGACAUCAAUGACCUGAAAGGUAUACAGUUGAAGGAUGCCAAGUUCGGCAAACAUGGCGUCCUUCAAAUCAAGAAUGCUACAGCAAUACAUGUGACAACGCCGAUGAUUCCCGAGACAAUUGUAAAGACGGAGAAGGGUGUCAUCGGGAAACCGCCAAUAGUUCGAAAAAGUAAAAAACCUGAUUAUCCAGACGAUCGAACAGAAGGACGGUCUACGCGUCCUGGCUCAGAAAUAACGAUACCGGACUCCAGGUCUCGUGAUGACAGAGAUUCUGAUUUUGGUAAUGAUAAGAUAGGUAGGAUAAAGUCGCCCAUGUCGGUCCAGGUGGAAAGGAAACAACCACCAAACAACACCCCGGCAUCACGAGCAUUCUCCGACUACACACGGAACUCCGGCGGAAGUACGAAAUACCACGUGAUGGUACCAGGUCAAGGACACAUCGAUCCGCUCCCCUCACCAUCCAAGAGGAUGCAUCAGACCAGUCGUACCCGUCGAGUUCCAGCUAAGCUGAUCAGACUGACAACGGUUACCCUAUCGGCAAGGACUAAGCCAGCGUCACGCGGUCAGGGUUCGAGUCUGUAUUAUGAGGACCCAAAGAAGCCCACCAAGGUGAUAGGAUGGGACGAGGCGAACAAUGCCAGACCCCCUCUGAGGAUAGACAUGGAGGGUCCCGGACCCUGGGCUUACUCACCCUGUAACAAACCAUUGGGAGAGACCAAUGCUCCGUCGUGGACUUUCAGGGCUAAAUGUGCUCCCGAAAAAUCGGGUGGAGGACGGACGUCCUGGGAGAAGCCAUGGUUCCAGAGUCCUCACGUCUGGCAGACAAAGACGGACUUCUACAAUGACACCAGUUGGCCAACUCCUAAUCUGUACAAGCAGAAGUCUCUGUUGGGACCACGACAACGGACCAUGACAGAGGCACCCUCCUUCUCUAUUGGCGUCAGAAAGGAGGUCACGAUGAGCAAAUCUGGGUCCUCCAAGGAACCGAGUCCUAACGAGUACGUGAAAGACUCGGCAGACAAACUUGUCCACCAGCGAGGACCAUCCUACAGCCAUCAGUUCCGACGUUCGGGCACCAUACUGUGGCCUUCCAUAGAGAAGACUCCUGGUCCUGCCGCAUACACUCCUGCCUACGCCAACAGCAAGGCCUCGGGACCUGCCUUUACCAUAAGAAGUAUUCGGCGGGACACAACUCACACACUUGGACCACACUCCGCAUUUUAAAUGGUUUAUAUUACAUUUGUAUACCCUCUUAUAAGAGAGUGUGGCAAACUUUUCAAAUGAAAAGUAACGAAAAAUCGACACUACAAAGGUGACAUAAAGUUCAUUGGAUAAUUUAAUUUGUGUAUCGACAAGGUUCUGGACGGAAUUUGAUCAGCUACGCAUGCUAUUAUCCAGACGUUUAAACCACACCACUAUGUAUAGUAUGAGAAAGUCGUAUUUCAUUCCAGUGACACUGAUUCAUAACAAGGGCUCAAUUCACGAGACAAAAAACGUUAAGUAUAAGCAAUAUGAUGAACAGUGUGUGGCUUAAUCAAGACAUUGUCUGUACACAGUAUUCCUUUGUUAUUUGUCUCCACUAAAUCCUGGUAUCUGGAUUGAUACAUAUACGAUGUUAUACAGUGGCAAUGUAGAAGUGCUAGUUGUUAAUAGCAGAUAUGAAUUUGUCGAUGACAUUUUCUCACCUAUCAGUAUUAAAGAAAAGUGACCUUAUGUAGGAUGUUUAUCAAACCUGUUAUCUAAGUAGCCUUUGUUAUUUAUUGGAUAUUUAUACAUGUAUAUAAAUCUUAGAUGUGAAAUAUCUUUGCUUUUCCUUUUACAGUUCUGGAUGAUAAUGAAAAUGUGCAAUGCAUAUGUGAUGAUUAUAGUUUAUAAACUUAACUUGUGGACAACAUACAUAAUUGUGCGAACAUGUCGGCAACAUAGGAUUUAAAACAGUCAUUAUAUAUUAUCUGUACACCAGUAGAAAGUAAGUAAACGAAGAUGACAUAUAACCUUCUGUAGAACUGUACAAUGUAUAGCCAUCUAGAGUAAUGGGGUUCUGUUUUACUUUUCUUUGGUUUAGCCAUAAAGUUUAUUAUAUCAAGCACUGCCAUGAUAUAUAGUCUAAUCUACACUUACUGGAAAAUCUCACACCGUAACACUAACGUUAUAUACAACCGAUUCUGUUUUAUAUUUUCAUUUUUUUCUUUAACAUCAAGAGAUACAAAUGUAUAUAUUUUGUUUGGAAUAAAUCAUAUGACUUUCAUUGUUAGUUGCUGUAUACACAUUAUUUAAUCAAGCAUAACAGCUUUAAUUUAACAUCCAAAUUAGAAAUUAACAAUGAAAUAAAUAAAUAAAUCGGACAUUACGUCCCUAUAAAUUCUAGAAAUAACAUAAAUAAAGGAAAAAUAUGGAAAUGACUUUAAAUUCUUUCUGGAUUUGAUACAGUAACGUAGAGUUUUACCAGUUGUAACCUUUAAUAGUAGAGUUAUACACACCAGUUCCGAGUAAAACAAAUGCCAGGAGAUAACUUACAAAUGUAUCCGUUAUGGAUAUUACGUUUGAAGAUCCGAAGACCUAGAAUACCAAAUGUUUGAUUGGUAUAACGAGGACAUAUGCAUGUAUGUUUUAAUAAACUAAUAUACCAUUUUACAAGGUUUUACUAAAUUCAUUUAAUCAGCAAACUCCUAAAAUAUUUAUAAUAUAGCUUUACAUAUUUUCAGUUUACAUUCACGGAAUUAUUUGCCAAUUGUUGCAUGUAUGUAAUCUCGAAUGCAUGGUAACACAGGUAUGUCAUGUGUUAGCUUUCUUUACUCUGCAGUUAUUCUCUGCCUAAACGGUAUCGUUUCUAAAUUACAAUUGUACUUGCAUAUUAGGGUAUGUGUUAAGUAAAGUUAUGUUUAAUCUUGAAUCAUUUUAAUUACAAAUUCUCAAUAUAUAUUCUAAAUGUAUGAAAUAAUAUACUUGUUUAAUAACAUCUAGAAGUAAUAGUUUGAAGGUUUUGCUCGUAAAUUCAGUUUCGUCGAGUCUCUUGAGGUUCCAGUACUUGAUGUAAUUCUUCUGGUUAAAAUCAUAUUUUGACAACUAUAUUCGUGAACAAAUUAUUUUGUGAAGUAUUAAGAACCAAAUGAUGUUAAAACAUUACUGGAAAAUAGCACAUAUAGUUUCGUUCCACGAGAAAACUUUUUCACAACCUGUUCAGUUAUUUGUAGGACUUGGUAAUGCAAGUUUCACUGUUUGUUUGUUGUUUAUAUCCUAAAUAAUACCCUUUUUUGUUUUUGUUUUCUCAUCAGAUUUGAGUGUUGAUAUUGUUAUAAUGACAAAUCUUUAUCUGAAUUACUAAGUUCUAUAUCCUGCUACCAUAUUCUUUCAAAACUAUGUACAGUUAUAUACAAAUGCGUGUGUUUGUAUGUAAAGAAUAAUUGAUUGCUUAAUUGUAUUUGAAUUUUUUUUAAAAAAAUUUUUAUUGUAAAAUGAAUGUGUUUAUCGAAUUGCAUAUAGUAUAUGACCUACAUCAAAAAUCAAAUCUAUUUUUGAUUGUCGAAUCCAAAUAAAGUCUGUGAUAUCAAA